AAGUUCCACUUUUGGUACCUGGGGGAGUCAGUAUAGACGGGUGUGUGUAAAGAAAGCUUGUGUUCUCUUGCUGUCAUGGCAAAGCUGGUGGAGUGUGUACCCAAUUUCUCAGAGGGGCGUAACAAGGAGGUAAUUGAUGCCAUUGCCGAUGCCAUCUCUUCCACGGACGGCUGCAGCUUGCUUGACGUCGAUCCAGGCUCCUCGACAAACAGGACAGUGUACACAUUUGUCGGCCCACCUGAGGCAGUCAUUGAAGGGGCACUGAACGCUGCUCGGGUUGCGUUUAAACUUAUAGACAUGACCAAACACUCAGGUGAGCACCCUCGGACAGGUGCUAUGGACGUGUGUCCCUUCAUACCAGUGCAGAAUGUCACCAUGGAGGAGUGUGUACAAUGUGCCAAUGAAUUUGGCCAAAGAUUGUCUGAAAUCCUGCAUGUGCCAGUCUAUCUCUACGGAGAGGCGGCUAGAAAAGAGAGCAGAAGGUCACUUCCCUCUGUCCGUGCAGGGGAGUAUGAGGCAUUGCCGGAGAAGUUGAAAAAGAGUGAAUGGUCCCCUGACUAUGGCCCCGCCAUCUUUGUCCCCUCUUGGGGUGCCACGGUUACCGGCGCCCGUAAGUUUCUCAUCGCCUAUAACGUAAAUUUGUUGAGUACAAAGGAACAGGCUCACAGAAUUGCACUGGAUAUAAGAGAACAGGGCCGGGGCAAAGAUCAGCCUGGGCUUCUGAAAAAAGUUCAAGGAAUGGGAUGGUACCUGGAAGAAUCCAACCUGGCUCAGGUCUCAACCAACAUCCUGGACUUUGAGCUGACAUCCCUUCACACUGUAUAUGAGGAAAUCUGUAGGGAUGCCAAAGAUUUGAACCUGCCAGUGGUGGGGUCUCAGAUCGUGGGUUUGAUUCCCCUGAAGGCAAUGCUGGACUGUGCUGACUUCUACAUCAAGACAGAGGAGCUUUUUGUUGUAGAAGAGGAGCACAAAAUCAGACUGGUUAUUAGUAAACUGGGGCUUGACUCCUUGGGCCCAUUCAUACCAAAGGAGAGAAUUAUAGAGUAUAUGGUGCAAGCCAAUCAGGACGAUGGGUGGCUUGCUUCUCUGUCUCUGCAGAAGUUUGUACAAAGUGUGGGGGCCAGAACAGCAGCACCUGGUGGCGGCUCCGUUUCAGCAGCAAUUGCUGCCAUGGGUGCAGCCCUGGGCUGUAUGGUCGGUCAAAUGACAUAUGGGAAGAGGCAGUUUGAAUCUCUGGAUGCGGAGAUGAGAAGACUCAUCCCUCCAUUUCAUGAAGCCAUGAAUGACUUAUUGUUCAAAGUGGAUGCUGAUUCAACAGCCUUUAACAGCUACAUGGCUGCCCUGAAACUGCCUAAAGGCACGCCAGAUGAAAUUAAAAGGAGGGAGGAAGCCAUGCAAGAGGGUUUGAAGAAGGCGGUGGUCGUUCCUCUGUCCCUGGCAGAGAGAAUAAACAUGCUUUGGCCCUCACUUAAAAAGAUGGCACAGUACGGAAAUGUGGCCUGUAAAUCAGACAUACAGGUAGCAGCUAAAGCUUUGGAAACUGCAGUAUAUGGAGCUUACUACAACGUCAUUAUUAACCUGAAGGAUAUCACUGACGCUUCAUUCAGGGCUGCCACUGAAGUGCGAGUGUCUGCGCUGUUGAAGGAGGCCACGGAGAAUGCCAACACAGUGCUGAAGACUGCAGACAACAGGAAAUGAUGUCACAGACGGACUCUAACUCACAGCAGAUCAAAUAAAGACACUGAAUUACAAACACA
Myxocyprinus asiaticus (Chinese sucker) is the source of this 1757-nucleotide messenger RNA. It is a transcript of the gene ftcd, whose product is annotated as formimidoyltransferase cyclodeaminase. Bases 76 to 1698 code for a protein of 540 amino acids. Gene Ontology annotation, molecular function: folic acid binding; transferase activity. The transcript is spliced from 14 exons. The record is from RefSeq and is a predicted model, not a curated record. NCBI's taxonomy places the organism in Eukaryota, Metazoa, Chordata, Actinopteri, Cypriniformes, Catostomidae.